CCAAUUUGAUAGCACCUUCUACUUUCUUCAAUCUUUUCAAAUGCUUUUUCACUAGUAACGCUUUCUCAUUAUUUCUUUCUUCUGCUAGUAUACAUGAAAUAAAUAUUGGUAAAACAAAUUGAAAGCCCCUAAAAUACAUAUCAAUAAUAAGCAAUAAUACUGAUGUGGAUAUACCGUCUCUACAAGAAUGAAUUACAUGUGAAAUGUGUGUCAUAAAUUGAGUGAACAUAGUGACCUUAUGAACUCCUUUAUCAUAAAUUACGAAUAAGCUGGAAAAAUCGUAAUUUUGAAAUGAACAAAACAACAUACUCAUCCUAGUUAUUCUCAAUCUUCGGAUGUAUGGGAAAAAAAUUGACGCAAAAUGUACUCGAAUAUGGUCAUGGAGGACGAUAAAUCUCCACCGCGUGGAUUAAAAUAUUUACCCGAAAAUGAACAGAAAUAUUCCGCGAAAACACUCCAUGGAAAUUGGUUUGAAAACCGUCUGAAUUAUUGUUUUCCAAAGCAGAAAAACGACAGUUUGUAUAACAUUGAUUAUGUUCCAAAAACUGUUUCUCAUGACUCACACGAGGUAUGGAAAAUCGCAACCGCUGGACAGGCGGGGGUUGAUCCAAUAGUUCACCCAAAAACUGGCUGUUAUGAUUACCCUAAUUUUUUCGAGAAUUUCACAUCAACCAGCGAUUUGUCAUACAAUCACUUCCCAAAGUUGUACAAUGACGAUGUUCAAAUAAAGAGACAUUACAGAGGAUGCUUUGAUAAAUAUUUUCCAAUGGAAGAAUACUUAGAACCCUUCCACAACCUGACGAAUUUUGGUUUAGUUGAUCACAAAAGGGAAUUGUGGUGCAAAACAGAGGCCAAUAAAAGGAAGGCAACAAAAAGUGUAUACAAAGAUUCUUUUCCACCACCACAUAAAGAUUGUUAUGAAUUUCCACGUUGGGGAAGACCCAGAGCUCUUUCAAGCAUCAUCAGUAAAACUUCAGGAACUCUUGAAGCUCUGAGGUUACGUGGUUGGAACCCAGGGUUUUUCAUCAACACUCCCAGCAAUCCGCAAUUCUUCAACAGGCCUAAAUCAUGCAAUAUAUUCACUUGGGAAUGUCCCCCAGAGCAAAAAGUAUGCGUUCCUAAGCACCAAUGGAAGAACUGUAGCAUGCAACAUAAAUUAGUAGAUUAAAUUGAAGGCAAUGUUGCUUGAUUCUUUUCAUAGAAGAAUGAAGAAUUAUUUUACCCCAUUUUCCAAACGAUCAUGAUGUAUAAGAAUCAAUGUCUACGAGAUUCAUAAAAUUUGAAAAUAU
Molecule: messenger RNA, 1289 nt
Organism: Coccinella septempunctata (seven-spotted ladybird)
Lineage: Eukaryota; Metazoa; Arthropoda; Insecta; Coleoptera; Coccinellidae
Exons: 6
Coding region: 362-1168 (268 amino acids)
Source: RefSeq, a predicted model, not a curated record